AGAGAGAGAGAGAGAGAGAGAGAGAGAGAGGCAUUUAUACUAGAAUUAACGGUUAACUCAAUUUGCAGAAUUUUGGAUGAAAAAUACUGGCUCAGUCUCUCUAUAGCCCAGUCUCCAAACGGCUCACAGCAUCUCCAAAUGUGAUUGCCUACUGGCCCCGAGGAGAAAGCGACAGCAGCCCAGCCGCCUGUGUGGUUUUGAUAAUGCCCCAAAUAUUUUGUCAAAAUAACAGCUUCUCGAUGGCUAGACCAACUUGUUAGGGGGUUGGGGAUCCAAAAAGCUCUGUGGAAAGGCGAACAGGGCCAGGAGCGCCCCGAAAUUAGUUGGAAAUUUGUGAAGGGAAGUAAAUUACGAAAUAAAUGGUGGAAUCUGUUAGUUGAUUCUACGUAGGGGGAUCCAGCCUGUUUCAGAGACUCAGCCCUCUCUCGUCCCCUCUGCCCUUUACUCUGUACCCUGGCAGCCUUGGUGAGGACUUUGGGGUCCUGGGUGUCCGUAAGCAAGCGCCCUGUUUGCUGUCCACAGGGGAGAAACCUUUCCAGUGUGAGUUCGAGGGCUGUGACCGGCGCUUCGCCAACAGCAGCGACAGGAAGAAGCACAUGCAUGUCCACACCUCAGAUAAGCCCUAUCUCUGCAAGAUGUGCGACAAGUCCUACACGCACCCUAGCUCGCUGCGGAAGCACAUGAAGGUCCAUGAGUCCUCCCCUCAGGGCUCCGAGUCCUCGCCGGCUGCCAGCUCUGGCUACGAGUCAUCCACGCCCCCGGGGCUGGUGUCCCCCAGCGCAGAGCCGCAGAGCAGCUCCAACCUGUCCCCGGCAGCGGCGGCGGCGGCGGCGGCAGCUGCGGCGGCGGCAGCCGCGGUGUCCGCAGUGCACCGA
Messenger RNA from Peromyscus maniculatus bairdii (prairie deer mouse), 875 nucleotides. The record is from RefSeq and is a predicted model, not a curated record. NCBI's taxonomy places the organism in Eukaryota, Metazoa, Chordata, Mammalia, Rodentia, Cricetidae.